AUGGGCAAGACACCGGUCAUUGGGCUGCUCGGCGGCGGCCAGCUUGGCCGCAUGCUCUGCGAAGCGGCUGGUCCACUGGGAUACGACAUCGCCGUCCUCGACGAGGCUGGGUGCCCGGCCAAGCAGAUCAACGCCAACGACAAGCAUGUGGCGGGCUCCUUCAAGGAUGCCGCCAAGGUCCGGGAGCUGGCGUCUCGAUGUGACGUUCUCACCGUCGAGAUUGAGCAUGUCAACACCGAGGUCCUCGAGGAGAUUGCGACUCAGGGAGUCCGGACGCCCUCGGGCGAGCUGCGGAAGGUGCCCGUCCACCCGUCAUGGCGCACCCUGCGCCUGGUGCAGGACAAGUUUGCCCAAAAGGAGCAUUUCCAAGCCGCCGGGGUGCCCAUUGCACCGCAGAUGGCCCUCGGCGCGGGCGAGCUCCUGCCCGACUCGCUCAAGGAGGCUUAUCAAAAAUUUGGCUUCCCCUUCAUGGUCAAGGCGCGCAAGGGUUCCUACGACGGCCGGGGCAACUUCAAGGUCAACGGGCCGGAGGACUUUGAGGAGGUGGUCAAGGCCUUGGGCAAGCUGCCGCUGUAUGCCGAAAAGUGGGUGCCCUUUGCCAUGGAGCUCGCCGUCAUGGUGAUCCGCACCGAGGACGACGCAGGCAACUGCACGGGGGUCUACGCAUAUCCGACGGUCGAGACGGUGCACGAGGACGACGUCUGCAAGACUGUCCUUAUGCCGCCGCGCAAGGUCGACGGUGCGGUCUGCGCCCAGGCCCAAAAUGUGGCACAGGACGUCAUCAGGAGCCUCUGGGGGCGCGGCGUCUUCGCGGUCGAAAUGUUUUUGCUGCAGGAUGGCACCAUCAUGGUCAACGAGGUGGCGCCCCGGCCUCACAACUCGGGCCACUACACGAUCGAGGCCGUGCCCUACCUGUCGCAGUACAAGGCGCAGCUCCACGCCAUCAUGGAUAUUGUGCCCAAGACCAUGCAGCUCACCCCCCGAUGCUCGCAGGCCAUCAUGCUCAACAUCCUGGGCGGCGCCGUGCCCGAGUCGCACGACAAGCUGGUCCGCCUGACGGAGACGGAGUACAUCCGCGGCACGGACGUCUACCUGCACCUGUACGGCAAGGCAUCCAAGCCGGGCCGCAAGAUCGGCCACAUCACCUUUACCACGCCUUCGGUCGAGGUGGACCUGGAGGCCACGAUCGCGCCGUUUGUCAACGAGGUGGACCUGAUGCGGCAGCAGCGCCUGAGCGCGUCAUCUGCCCAGCUGCGCCCGACGGCCGCGCCCGAGGCCAACAGGAAGGCGAGCUCGCGCGACCCCAACGCUCCGCUCGUCGUCGUCACCAUGGGCUCCGACUCGGACCUGUCGGUGCUGGCCGCGGGCCUGGACAUCCUGGAGAAGUUCGAGGUGCCGUAUGACUGCACCAUCACGUCGGCGCACCGGACGCCCGCGCGGAUGACGGAGCUGGCCAACGCGGCGGCGGCACGGGGCGUCAAGGUGCUCAUCGCGGCGGCGGGCGGCGCGGCGCACCUGCCCGGCAUGCUCGCGUCGGAGACGACAGUGCCCGUCAUCGGCGUACCGGUCAAGGCGACGCACCUGGACGGCAAUGACUCGCUGCUCAGUAUCGUGCAGAUGCCGCGGGGCAUCCCCGUCGCUACGGUGGGCAUCAACAACUCGACCAACGCGGCGCUCCUGGCGGUGCGCAUGCUCGGAUCCCACUACCCCGAGUACCGCGAAAAGAUGGCGCGGUACAUGGAGACCAUGAAGGUCGAGGUCGAGGGCAAGGCGGCCAAGCUGGAAGAGGUAGGUUACCAAGCAUACCUAGCGGAGAAGGCCAAGAAAUAG
Molecule: messenger RNA, 1830 nt
Organism: Purpureocillium lilacinum
Lineage: Eukaryota; Fungi; Ascomycota; Sordariomycetes; Hypocreales; Ophiocordycipitaceae
Product: phosphoribosylaminoimidazole carboxylase ade2
Biological process (GO): 'de novo' IMP biosynthetic process
Molecular function (GO): ATP binding; metal ion binding; phosphoribosylaminoimidazole carboxylase activity
Source: RefSeq, a predicted model, not a curated record